ACAAGAUCGAUUCAACGCCUUGCGCCCUGGACGACUUCACGUCUUUCCUCCACGAACACCCGCCCUUCUUUACUGGUGUCGGGUUCACAACUAGGCCAAUCACAUUAACACCUACCAGCUGAAUGUACUGAGACCGUGCUGCUGAGACCGUGCUGGACACAAAAGCCGACGACGAUGGCGACAGAGGCGGUGGGGAGUCUGCUCGAGCAGCUCCGUGUCGCGGCUCAGGACCUAGGACUAGUCGAUAUCCCGGAGUUUGCAUGGCCGCUCCUCUGGACGGGCCUGGGCGCCCUAGCUCUCCUAUAUCUUGCGCUUCACGAAAACGACCAGCCGAUCCGCUACAACGUCCCUUCGCCCAAGAGGCCCGACAAGGUCGAAAUUCUUGACGAGCCUGCCAUCAAGGCCUCCGGCUCCACCGCCGUUCAGUGCUAUGCCCCCGCGACCGGGCAGUUCCUCGGCCUCGUGAACCCCUCGACACCAAACGACAUCAACCGAGCCAUCGAGCAGGCACAGGCUGCCCAGACAAAAUGGGCUACUACCUCAUUCCGUGAACGCCGCGCCGUUCUGCGUUCCCUACUCCAGUAUGUCCUGGAUAAUCAGGAGGAGAUCUGUCGCGUGGCCUGCCUCGACAGCGGCAAGACCAUGGUGGAUGCGCAGCUGGGGGAGGUCCUCGUGACGGCCGAAAAGCUCCAGUGGACCAUCAAGCACGGCGAAAAAGCCUUGCUCCCUUCGCGGCGGCCGACGAACCUGCUCAUGGCAUACAAGCGCAACACCGUUUACUACGAGCCCUUGGGCGUUGUGGCCGCCCUCGUCAGCUGGAACUACCCCUUCCACAACUUCAUCGGGCCCGUUAUCAGUGCCCUAUUUUCGGGCAACGCAAUCAUGGUCAAGGUCUCGGAACAAACAGCAUGGAGUUCCUCUUUUUUCACCAACAUUGCCCGCGGCGCGCUCAUCGCUCACGGCCACGACCCAGCCCUCGUCCAGACCGUUGUCUGCUGGCCGCAAACAGCAAACCACAUCACCUCCCACCCCGGCAUCUCCCACAUCACCUUCAUCGGUUCCCGCCCCAUCUGCCACAAAGUCGCCGCCUCCGCCGCCAACUCCCUAAUCCCCGUCGUCGCCGAACUCGGCGGCAAAGACGCCUGCAUGAUCCUCGACUCGGUCAGCAAGCGCGACCUCCCGCGCGUCAUCGAGAUCCUCAUGCGCGGCUCCUUCCAGGCCUCGGGCCAGAACUGCAUCGGCAUCGAGCGCAUCGUCGCGACCCCGGCCAUCUACGACCGCCUCGUCUCCAUCCUCGAACCCCGCGUGCGCGCCCUCCGCCUGGGGCCCACCGCCGACAUGGGCGCCAUGAUCUCCGACGCCUCCUUCGCGCGCCUCGAGGGCCUGAUCGCCGACGCCGUCCGGCACGGCGCCCGCCUGCUCGCCGGCGGCAAGCGCUUCAUCCACCCGGACCACCCCAAGGGCCACUACUUCUCCCCGACCCUGCUCGCCGACGUGACCCCGGACAUGGCCAUCGCCAACGAGGAGUGCUUCGCGCCCGUGAUGGUGCUCAUGCGCGCGCCCGCAGCAACCGCCGAGGCGGUGCUGUCGGUGGCCAACGCGCCGCACUUCGGGCUCGGCAGCUCGGUGUUCGGCAGCGAGUCGGACCCGCGCCUCGCGCGCAUCGUGCGCGGCGUGAAAGCCGGCAUGGUCGCCGUCAACGACUUCGGCGCCACCUACGCCGUGCAGCUGCCCUUCGGCGGCGUGGCCGGCUCCGGCUACGGCCGCUUCGCCGGCGACGAAGGCCUGCGCGGCCUGUGCAACCUCAAGGCCGUGUGCGAGGACCGCGCGGCGUGGCUGGGGAUCCGGACGGCGCUGCCGCCCGCCAUGCAGUACCCGGUCAUGGACCAGGAGCGGAGCUGGCGGUUUGCGAGGGGGGUGGUGGAGGUGGGGUAUGGGAUGGGGCUUGUAAGGAAGGUCGGGGGGGUGUUGGGGAUUAUGAAGAAUAGUUAG
Chaetomium fimeti is the source of this 1992-nucleotide messenger RNA. Its product is annotated as Aldehyde/histidinol dehydrogenase. NCBI's taxonomy places the organism in Eukaryota, Fungi, Ascomycota, Sordariomycetes, Sordariales, Chaetomiaceae. The coding region runs from base 175 to 1992 and encodes 605 amino acids. The transcript has 3 exons. The record is from RefSeq and is a predicted model, not a curated record. Gene Ontology annotation, molecular function: oxidoreductase activity, acting on the aldehyde or oxo group of donors, NAD or NADP as acceptor.